Molecule: messenger RNA, 941 nt
Organism: Durusdinium trenchii
Lineage: Eukaryota; Dinophyceae; Suessiales; Symbiodiniaceae
Source: the annotation of a GenBank genome assembly
GAUUAAUUGUUUGACAAUAAAGGCAGGCUUUGCUGCCAUGGAAAGUUCAAGAGCGUUUUGGUGGGUGAAAGUGAAAGGCAGUGGCAGUUCGAUUAUGAUUUAUGAGGAAGAGCUUGCAAAAACAAAGAACGCCUACAACAUCUUGGAGAUCGCAAAGACCAAGACCUGCCUUGAAGUUCCCAUUCACAUGUUGAAGCUCUUUGAGAGGGAGAAAGAUUCCCAUGAAGGCCAGGCAGUCCGCAACAGCCUAUCAGUUCAUCAUGUCAGAGGAGGGAACGAUGACCUUGACCCUCUCUAUGUUUCAUAUCCUGACGAAUGCCCAGAUGCAUUAUCAUCAGCACAGGUCAGCCUUUCUGACAUCAUCAAGAUGCAAGAGAAGAUUGAGCAGAAGAUUGAAGAAGAGAAUGCGAAAGCGCAAGAGAAGGUGACGCAGAAGAUUGAAGAAGAGAAUGCGAAAGCGCAAGAGAAGGUGAUGCAGACCUUGGUUCCUCUUUGUCAGCAGGCCUUUGAACUCGUCCCUGCAUCAUCAAGUUCGUGGGAUGCUGACUGGCAUGCAAGAGUUUGUGCGCAUUAUGGAAUAUGGGGGUGCAUUAUACUUAGUCAGACCCACCCAGAGACGCACACAUGGUUUUGCCAGCAAUGCCCUGAGGAAUAUUUUGGGUUCUGCGUGUCUGAGCACAUCUACCACAAGAAGCAAUCUCAAGGUGCUAGAGCUCUUGGUAUUGAUAUUGCAGACCCAAGCAAUGGCCUCCCUCUCCUGAAACAUUUUGAAGUUCUAUAUCAAGACGGAGAUAUGACCCUUUUUCCCUGUGCUGCAACAAAUCUGCAAGGACCAAACACCAUUACGGUCAAAAUUCUUAUAGCGCUUGAUCUCCACCGUACUCCUUUGCAGUGGGUGUAUUCGAAGGCUGACAUCAGAAAAAAAACCUGACCAAGAGUGG